GUGCGCUCACAAGGAAGGGAGGAUGGGUGCGUGGGCUUGGCACCUGCAAGUCCUACCAUGACAUGGCAUGGACAUGCUGCUAUGUCCUCACCGUUUUUCCUCUCGUGCCUUCGUUUGAGCAGGAUAUUGCAAGAUGUGGAACAACGAGCAGAACCCAUGUGA
This is a messenger RNA of Closterium sp. NIES-65, 162 nucleotides long. The record is from the annotation of a GenBank genome assembly. Lineage: Eukaryota; Viridiplantae; Streptophyta; Zygnematophyceae; Desmidiales; Closteriaceae.